GCUGGAGAUGCUACUAUAUGCCGACGGCCAAAACUAGACGAUGAUAAUAAUAGUAUAAUUUUUCCAAAUACAUCGGAUAUAGAAUAUACACAUACAACGAGAUGCAAGCAUAAACCCUCUAAUACACGCGAAACAGGUGAAAGGGAAAUAUGGAGAAAUAAAGUGGGAGGUGACUUUACUCCAACAGGUUCAUUAAAAGAUAGAGGGAAGAAAAAGCAUAAAAGCCUUCCCGCAUGGAGGAAUUCUCUUAAUGCAGGUGGAAGCUCAAAGAAGCUUGGUCUCGUCGUUGAUACUCGUCGAUUUUGCAUGGUAGAUCCAUUCAACCCGACUAUUAACAGAAAGAGUUUUGUAUUUGACACUACGUGGAACAUAACUGCUUAUUUUACUUCAACUGACAACAACAAUAUUAACCCCAACAUUACAGUUGAUAAUAAUAGUGAUAAAAAAAGUUUUUUAGAUUAUUUGGGUGAAGAAAGUCCUGCUACUAUAUUGAUUGCUAAAAAGGAAAAUUUGGCGAGAAAUAGUAGAUUUAGUAUGCAACCGGUUCGUCGUAAUAAUAGUAACAGACGUUCCAUAGCAAAAGAUAUAAGGGAAGUUCGAACAUUUCGAUGGGAAAAUCGAAAUUACGAUCGUGAAAAGACUAGUUCUCAAUUAUAUGAACUUUAUGAGAAGUACAAUGAUUCUCCUUUAGUCGAUCUUCAGAACAAACCAUUACCUCCCGUACCCAAUGACAAUGUGAACACACUUGAUUUUCAAAAUGAUGAUUAUGAUUAUAACUUUCGUCAAAGCAUCAUCGAGGACUCGGAGUUACAAUCCAUAAUAGACACUUUAUCUUUCAUAUCAGAAUAUCAUAGUAUAAUAGAAGCUCCGGAUGAUGUUUUUGAUAAUAAUUCAUCGCAUUACACGCCCACAAGUACGGCUCGUGAAUCAUUUUCCGAAUUAUUAAUUGAUGACGACACUAUACCAAAUCCAUUUGAAGAUGUUUCUGGUGUACCUUUAGCCAUUCUGUCUACAAAUUCGGCAAGAGAUUCGAUGAAUUCAAUGAAAACGUUACCUGUUGAGGUGCAAAUGUGUUUAUCUUGUAAAAGAAAGACGACGGAUAGUGGUUAUAGCAUCCAGUGGUGUAAAGCGUGUGAAAUGAAAAGGUUCGAACAACAAUUUGAAUCAUGGUCAAGUGGAAAUGAUGACGUUGAUAUUUUCAUCUUGGAAAGUCAAUUAAAUUCAUCAAGUUACUUUGAUUAUUUGGAAUGGAUAUCUUUUGAUAGAUUACAAGAUAUUGAAUUAGUUGAUGCUGGUGAUUACGGUUGCGUAUUUCAAGCCAUUUGGAAAGAUGGUCCUCGUGAGAGAUGGGACAUGAAUAACAGUCAAUACGUUCGAUGUGGUGAAUGUCUUGUCGAUUGUUUUGCCAGACUUUUAAGAAGAUGUUGGGAUUCGAAUCCAUUCGUACGACCUUGUGCAAAUUCUUUGCGUGAAAUAAUAGCCGAAUGGAUUUGUGAAAUAUCGGAAAAUACAUCUUCGGAAAUUUCAAUCCAAUUUCAACAAUCGGAAGAAAAACGUCUUGAAAGUGUAUCCACGGUAAAUUCUCAAUCAGAAGAAGGAUGUGUAAUAAAUGAAGAUGAUAUUCACCCAGGGGCUGUAUAUACUAGUAGAUUCUUUAAUUUUGAAAAUCUUCAUGAACCAAAUGUAAUAUUCUCUAAAUCUCUUGAUCCUAAAGAUCAUUUAGCAAUACGACAAUAUAUUGCAAAUGAAACAAAGUAUUAUAAUCUUAAAAUUAAUAGUUUGAAAGCGGAAAGUAGUAAUAUUGCUGCUGAGGUCUAUGAUAUAUUGCAGUAUUGGUAA
This is a messenger RNA of Funneliformis mosseae, 1839 nucleotides long. The record is from the annotation of a GenBank genome assembly. NCBI's taxonomy places the organism in Eukaryota, Fungi, Glomeromycota, Glomeromycetes, Glomerales, Glomeraceae.